AUGAUCGAGAGCGAGAGACUACAUUACAUUAGAAGACAACAAACAAAACUUCGAUCUGAAACAUUUGAAAAUCUUCAGAAGCAUAAAGCUAAAGGUAAACAAACUUUAAAAGACACUGGAAAGCCUAUUAUACUACCUUCUUCAUUUACUGGUGGUGCAAGAUUCAUGCAACAAAACUACCUCGAUGCAAUGGCCUUAUGUAAGUCUUUCGGGUACCCAGAUUUCUUCAUAACUAUAACUUAUAAUCCUAAGUGGCCAGAAGUAAAACGAUUUCUAAAAGAUUCCACCAUCAAAGCUGAGGACAGGCCUGACAUACUGUGUCGAUUGUUUAAAAUGAAGCUCGAUUCAAUAAUCAAAGAUUUGAAGGAUUCUAAUUACCUCGGUGUGAUUAAUGCUGUUGUUUAUACGGUAGAAUUCCAAAAGCGUGGUCUUCCUCAUGCACAUAUAUGCUUAUUUAUGAAUGUCGAUCACAAACUUCCUACUGUAGAUCACAUAGAUCCAUUUAUAUCGGCUGAGAUUCCUGAUAAAAAUCAAGAUCCCGAACUUUAUUCUUUGGUAAGUGAUUAUAUGAUUCACGGUCCAUGUGGAAAUGCUAAUUUGAAGUGUCCUUGCAUGGUUGAUAAAAGAUGUUCAAAAAAUUUUCCAAAGAAAUUUUCAUCACAUACAACUGUUGAUUCAAAUGGUUUCCCUGUAUACCGAAGACGAGAUUCCGGCCACACAGUUAUAAAAUCUGGUGUUAGAUUGGACAACAGAAGCGUUGUUCCAUAUAACAAAAGGCUUCUAAAAAGAUAUCAAGCACACAUCAAGGUGGAAUGGUGUAAUCAAUCUGGUUCAGUUAAAUAUUUGUUCAAGUAUAUUAAUAAAGGCCCUGAUAUGGCUACUGCUGUUGUUUCUGGUGUUUCAAAUCCAAGCAUUAAGGAUAAGCCAAGAGAUGAGAUCAAGGAAUAUUAUGAUUGUAGAUAUAUUUCAGCAUGUGAGGCAUCAUGGAGAAUAUUCUCAAACGAGGUUCAUUAUAGGUAUCCUGCAGUUAUGAGGCUUCCCUUUCAUAUGCCGGGUCAACAGAAUGUUGUUUAUGGUGCGGAUGACGAUAUUGAUAAUGUGUUAACCAAGCCAUCAGUUGCUUCUUCAAUAUUUCUUGAAUGGAUGAAAUUAAACGAGUCAGAUGAAAAUGCUAGAAAGUUGACUUAUGUGGAGUUUCCAUCAAAAUUUGUUUGGAAACUUCAAGAUAGAUGUUGGCAGGUACGUAAGACGUACCAAACUGUUGGCCGUAUACAUUCUGUGUCUCCUGCGUUAGGCGAACCUUAUUUUUUGAGGAUACUUCUGAAUAAAGUUAGAGGGCCCAGAUCCUUCGAGGAAAUACGUACUGAUAACGGUCAGUUAUUCCCGACUUUUAGAGAUGCUUGCUACGCAAUGGGGCUGUUAGAUGAUGACAAUGAGUACGUUGAGGCCAUUAAAGAAGCAAGUUUCGAAGGACAUGCUGGGUAUCUCCGAGCGUUAUUUGCUACAUUGCUGUUGUCAAAUACACUUUCACGUCCAGAGUUUGUGUGGGAGAACACUUGGAAAUACUUAGCAGAUGAUAUUUUAUACAGACGUCAAAAAGAAACAAAUAUUUCAGGUUUAGUGCUUCCUGAACAUCAAGUUAAAAACCUCACUUUGUUGGAAAUUGAAAAAUAUUUAGUUUCGAAUGGUUCGUCGUUACGAGGUUUUAACACGAUGCCUUUUCCUGAUGAUGAUUCGUUACGUGAUGCUACUAAUCGUCUAAUUAAUGAAGAGCUAUCACAUGACGUAGAUGAAGCUCCACCAUUGCCGCCAGCACCGUCGGCCGCCACCGCCGCCUGCGGUGGUCGGACCAUUACUCUUGCUCCGCUCACUCUCUCUCUCUCGUUAUGUCUUCAACAUAACAGCAGCAACAUUUCGACUUCGUCAUCAUCACAAAACAGAAAAGAACCAAAAAGAAACGAAACGAGGAGGGUUUUCAUACCGGUGAAACCCGUCGAAGCAACGAAAUCACACACCACCGCCGCUGCAGACGGUGGCGCUGCCGUCUGCCGCCGCCGCGGCUCUCCAGACUCGAUGCGGCCCGCCUCUUUUCUCUCUCUUUCCUCGAAAUCGGGGUGUGUGGUGCGGCCGGAGAAGAAAGGGGGCGUUGGAGGUCGCCGGUGGUCUUCAUCGAAGCAAGUGAGGGUAACCGAGAGGGUGUUUGGCUUGAUUCUUGAGUGA
This is a messenger RNA of Helianthus annuus (common sunflower), 2220 nucleotides long. RefSeq lists its product as uncharacterized. The coding region runs from base 1 to 2220 and encodes 739 amino acids. Lineage: Eukaryota; Viridiplantae; Streptophyta; Magnoliopsida; Asterales; Asteraceae. The record is from RefSeq and is a predicted model, not a curated record. The transcript has 4 exons.